AUGUUCUUCAAGGCCUCUCACCUCGUGGCCGCCCUGGCCCUUUUCGAAGGGUCGUCGGCCAAGGACUGGUUGAGUCCCGAGUACCGGUUCUUCUACCAGUUUCCUCUGCCCAUCCCGCCCGUAAAGAAGCCGAAGCUGUCCGUCACCAACCCGGUCACCAACAAGCAGAUCGACUACUACGAGAUCGACAUCGUGCCCUUCAAGCAGCAGGUCUACCCCAACAAGGGACUGACUUCGCUCGUUGGCUACGACGGCAUCUCCCCCGGUCCCACGUUCCUGGUCCCCAGGGGCCGUGAGACGGUUGUCAGGUUCACCAACAAAGCUGUUCUGCCAAGCGCCGUCCAUCUCCAUGGCUCGCCCUCUAGGGCUCCCUGGGACGGCUGGGCCGAGGAUAGGAUCUUGCCCGGGCAGUACAAGGACUACUACUACCCCAACAGCCAGAGCGGCCGCUUCUUGUGGUAUCACGACCACGCCAUGGACAUUACGGCGGUGAACGCCUACUUCGGACAGGCCGGCGCCUACAUCAUCCAGGACCCCGCCGAGGACGCGCUCGGCCUCCCGAACGCCUAUGGCGUGAACGACAUCCCCCUGGUGCUGUCCUCCAAGCAGUACAACAACGACGGCUCCCUCUUCUCCCCCGCCGGCGAGACCGACAGCCUCUGGGGCGACGUCAUCCACGUCAACGGCCAGCCGUGGCCCUUCUUCAAGGUCGAGCCGCGCAAGUACCGCCUCCGCUUCCUCAACGCCGCCGUCUCCCGCUCCUUCAUCCUCUACUUCAAGCGCCAGACCGGCGGCGCCAACAUCCCCUUCCAGGUCAUCGCCUCGGACGCCGGCCUGCUCACGGGCCCCAUCACCACGAGCACCCUAACCAUGUCCAUGGCCGAGCGCUGGGAGGUCGUCUUCGACUUCUCCAAGCACGCCGGGCAGAACAUCACCCUCCUGAACCAGGAGGACGUCGGCAAGGACAAGGACUACGGCUUCACCGACCGGGUCAUGCGCUUCGUCGUCGGCCGCGGCCCCGUCGCCGACACCUCCGUCGUCCCGGCCCGCCUGCGCGACGUCCCCUUCCCGCCGCGUCAGGGCAACGGCGUCGACCGCCACUUCGAGUUCCACCGCCAGAACGGCCUCUGGAAGAUCAACGGCGUCGGCUUCAGCGACGUCCAGAACCGCAUCCUCGCCCGCGUGCCCCGCGGCACCGUCGAGAUCUGGGAGUUCGAGAACGGCGGCGGCGGCUGGACGCACCCCAUCCACGUCCACCUCGUCGACUUCCGCAUCCUCAGCCGCACAAAGGCCAAGCGGCCCGUCCUCCCCUACGAGGCCGCCGGCCUCAAGGACGUCGUCUGGCUCGACGCCGGCGAGGUCGUCCGCGUCGAGGCCCACUAUGCCCCCUGGGACGGCGUCUACAUGUUCCACUGCCACAACCUCAUCCACGAGGACCACGAGAUGAUGGCCGCCUUCAAUGUCACCGCCCUCGCCGACCUGGGCUACAACGAGACCUCCUUCGCCGACCCCAUGGAGGCCCGCUGGAGGGCCGUCCCCGUCUCCGCCGCCGCCUUCAGCACCGACGCCAUCGUCCGGAAGGUCCAGUUCAUGGCCUCCCUGCAGCCCUACAACAACGAGGAGGAGGUCCUGCGGAGGCUCCAGCAGUACUGGGCCACCCGCGGCGGCGUCAAGAUGAGGCGCGUCGCCAGGGCCGAGCUGGAUGCCGAGGCCAUUGACGGGCCCGAGCAGUAG
Molecule: messenger RNA, 1734 nt
Organism: Colletotrichum destructivum
Lineage: Eukaryota; Fungi; Ascomycota; Sordariomycetes; Glomerellales; Glomerellaceae
Product: Putative cupredoxin, multicopper oxidase
Exons: 4
Coding region: 1-1734 (577 amino acids)
Molecular function (GO): copper ion binding; oxidoreductase activity
Source: RefSeq, a predicted model, not a curated record